AUGGCCAUCACCGAGUUUAAGGCUACCCCUCUCGACACCAUCCCCUCCAUCGCCAGUACCGCCCGCUCCACCUUCCGCACGCACAAAACCAAGACCCUCGCCUGGCGCAAGACCCAGCUCCGGCGCUUGUACUGGGCCAUCGAGGACUUCAAACCGCGUCUCCUCGCCGCCCUACGCGCCGACCUGCACCGCUCCGAUUACGAGUCCCUCCUCACUGAAAUCGAGUGGCUCAAGAAGGACUGCCUGUUCAUGCUGGAGCACAUUGACGAGUACGCCAAAGAUGAGAAGCUCAAAAGUCCGGAUGUCCCCGUCGCGUUCGCGGCUAUGAAAUUCAGGAUCAGGAAAGAACCCCUGGGCACGGUAUUAAUUAUCGGACCUUACAAUUUCCCCGUGCAGCUGCUCAUCUCGCCGUUGAUUGGUGCUAUUGCCGCGGGGUGUACGGCCGUGCUGAAGCCGAGUGAGUUGACGCCUAGCGUGGCGAUGGUUAUCAAGGAGCUGGUCGAAGCCCGACUGGAGAAGGGCGCUUUCGCUGUGGUGAAUGGAGGCGUCGCGGAGACGAGCGCGCUCAUGGAGAUCAAGUGGGACAAGAUUUUCUUUACGGGCAGCUCGGCGGUGGGCACGAUUAUUGCGAAGAAGGCGGCGGAGACGCUGACGCCUGUGACGUUGGAGUUAGGGGGGCGGAAUCCGGCUUUUGUUACGAAGAAUGCGGACCUGCAGUUGGCUGCGAGGAGACUGCUUUGGGGCAAGACGGUGAAUUGCGGGCAGGUGUGUCUCAGUCAGAAUUAUGUACUGAUCGAGAAAGGGUUGGUCGACAAGUUUGUGGAGGCGCUGAAGCAAGCGUAUAAGGAGAUGUUCCCUGAAGGAGCAAAGAAGAGCCCCGAUUUGGCGAGGAUCGUGAACAAGAGGCAUUUUGCGAGGAUCAAGAAGAUGCUUGAUGAGACGAAGGGGCGGAUUGUGAUUGGCGGCGAGGUGGACGAGAGUGAGCUGUAUAUUGAGCCGACGGCGGUCGUGGUCAGCUCGGUGGAUGAUGCCAUGAUGCAGGAGGAGUCGUUCGGGCCCAUCUUUGCCAUUUACCCGGUCAAUACGCUCGACGAGGCGCUGAAUGUGGCGAAUCUCGUACAUCGCACGCCUCUCGCGCUGUAUGCGUUUGGGAGCAAGAAGGAGAAUGAGCGGAUCCUCAACGAAAUGACCUCCGGCGGCGCAACCCUGAACGACGCCUUUUUCCACGGCAGCGUUAACACGAUCCCCUUCGGCGGCGUGGGCGACUCCGGGCUGGGCUGCUAUCACGGGCGCUGGAGCUUCGACUGCUUCUCGCAUAAGCGCACCGUCGCGGAAACCCCGCGCUGGGUCGAGCCGCUGCUGCGCGUGCGCUACAUGCCCUUCGACGUCAAGCACAUGAAGCGACUGGCCAUGCUGACGGAGAAGAAGCCCGACUUUGAUCGGGACGGAAAGCUCAUCAAGGGAUGGGCGUAUUGGAUUAAGUUGCUGAUUACCCUGGGCGGGGGGAGCGUCAAAGAUGAAGAGUGA
This is a messenger RNA of Thermochaetoides thermophila DSM 1495, 1527 nucleotides long. RefSeq names its product aldehyde dehydrogenase-like protein. Gene Ontology annotation, cellular component: cytoplasm. The record is from RefSeq and is a predicted model, not a curated record. The coding region runs from base 1 to 1527 and encodes 508 amino acids. Gene Ontology annotation, molecular function: aldehyde dehydrogenase (NAD+) activity. Gene Ontology annotation, biological process: aldehyde metabolic process. Lineage: Eukaryota; Fungi; Ascomycota; Sordariomycetes; Sordariales; Chaetomiaceae. The transcript is spliced from 3 exons.